Acaromyces ingoldii is the source of this 1010-nucleotide messenger RNA. RefSeq lists its product as hypothetical. Gene Ontology annotation, cellular component: EKC/KEOPS complex; nucleus; cytosol. The coding region runs from base 68 to 913 and encodes 281 amino acids. Gene Ontology annotation, molecular function: protein serine/threonine kinase activity; ATP binding. Gene Ontology annotation, biological process: protein phosphorylation. NCBI's taxonomy places the organism in Eukaryota, Fungi, Basidiomycota, Exobasidiomycetes, Exobasidiales, Cryptobasidiaceae. The transcript has 3 exons. The record is from RefSeq and is a predicted model, not a curated record.
CAAUCAUCGUCUCCACCUCGAAGAUCUGAAAGGGCGAGAGAGUGAGGUGUGUCUCAAGCAAGCGAAAAUGGCGGAGGCGUCCGUUCAGAUGGAGCCCAUGCUGGCGCUUAUGGCCGACGAGAGCCGGAGUCAGCUCAUCAAGCAAGGAGCUGAGGCCAAGAUUUACGCCUCGUCGCUCAUCACGUCGUCAACUGAUGCCAGUGCCGACAAGGUCGCCAUGCUGCUGAAAUACCGCUUCCCAAAGACGUACCGACACCCUGCCUUGACGGCCUCCAUCACGGCAGCUAGAACAACGGCCGAGGCGAGAGCACUUGUGCGCUGCAUGCGAGCAGGAGUGAACACGCCGAAGUUGCUGUGUGCAGACGAGAAGCAUGGUGUCUUGGGGCUCGAAUACAUCGUCGGGAGGAGCUUGCGAGAAGCGCUUGGCGGGGGCAACGAAGGAGGCGAGGAAGAGGCAGUCAGCAGAGAACCACCGCAACCGCUCCUCUCGGACAGCGAGGCGCUCGAAGCCAUGGGUCUCGUUGGCGAGCAGUUGGCACGCAUGCACCACGCCAAUGUGAUCCAUGGCGAUUUGACGACAAGCAACAUGAUGCUACGGGCGAAGCUGCCUGGCGACGAUACAAGAGCUGGCGUAGCACAUCAGGAGCAAGCUCUGGUCAUGAUCGACUUUGGCCUCAGUUCCACAUCAGCCAUGGCAGAAGACAAAGCAGUCGACCUCUACGUUCUCCAGCGGGCGUUUGCUUCGACGCAUCCCAACAGCGAGCAUCUUUUUGCAAAGAUCCUAGACGUCUAUCAAGAACAGCUCGACACUCUGGAGGGCGGAACAAAGAGCAAGACCAAGGCCUCGGCCGAGGUCAUGCGCAAGCUAGACGACGUCCGGCAAAGGGGACGGAAGCGCUCUAUGGUCGGAUGAGCAUCCGAUGCAAUGUAAUCGUAGACUGUAAGCAUCAAACAAUAUGUACAGUACCACUAUCUCGAACAAACCAGGAUUGCCAAAGUCAGCACAAGGU